CAAAAGAAAACGGCAUGUAGUACUUCGAACUGUGCUGUGGAUGCUAUAAAUGGAAAGCACACGACGUCGUAUCUGUCAUCAGUAUAAUCUGAGCCGUUGGAUUAUACCCGGAGCGCAAUCGAAGAAGUACCGAAUCAGAUUACGAGCCCCUCUGCAACCUAAACCCUCGUAGAAGCCUCUAGAACUCAUAAUCACACCCAUAAAAAAGCCUCGACUUUCACACACGCACAGACUCACACUUCCCUAAUUUUCCUGAAGAUCAAAAUCUCAGUCUAGAAUCUUAGGCUCUCAUCUCACGCUCGCGAGAAAAUGGAUGAGGACUUUGACAUGCCAGUGCCGGAGGAGAUGAACGGGGACUUUGAUCUCCCCGACGAGGGUCCCGUUCUCAAGGUCGGUGAGGAGAAGGAGAUCGGCAAGCAGGGCUUGAAGAAGAAGCUCCUCAAGGAAGGUGAAGGUUGGGACACCCCAAAAAAUGGCGACGAGGUUGAAGUUCAUUAUACUGGGACAUUGCUCGACGGGACUCAGUUCGAUUCGAGCCGUGACAGGGGGACUCCAUUCAAGUUCACUCUUGGACAAGGACAAGUGAUUAAGGGAUGGGAUGAAGGUAUUAGAACGAUGAAGAAAGGUGAGGAUGCGCUUUUCACCAUCCCUCCUGAGCUGGCUUAUGGAGAGUCUGGAUCCCCACCAACUAUCCCUCCCAAAGCCACAUUGCAGUUCGAUGUUGAAUUGCUAUCGUGGACCAGUGUCAAUGACAUAUCCAAGGAUGGUGGAAUAAUUAAGAAGAUCUUGAAAGAGGGAGAAAAAUGGGAGAACCCAAAAGACCUCGAUGAAGUUAUAGUUAAUUUUGAGGCUCGGCUUGAUGAUGGAAAAGUUGUUGAAAAAUCUGACAGAGUGGAAUUCACUGUCAAAGAUGGUUACUUCUGUCCUGCGCUAUCAAAGGCUGUUAAAACAAUGAAGAAAGGGGAGAAGGUAUUAUUAACGGUGAAACCACAAUAUGGAUUUGGGGAUAAGAGUAAGCCUGCAUCUGGUUAUGAGGGUGCCAUUCCUCCAAAUGCCACUCUUCACAUCACUUUAGAGUUGGUAUCAUGGAAAACUGUCUCAGAAGUGACAGAUGACAAGAAGGUUAUUAAGAAGAUCGUGAAAGAAGGGGAGGGAUUUGAACGUCCAAAUGAAGGGGCUGUUGUUAAAUUGAAAUUGAUUGGGAAGCUGCAAGAUGGUACGGAAUUUUCGAAGAAAGGUCAUGCUGAAGGAGAAGAGCUGUUCGAGUUUAAGACAGAUGAGGAGGAAGUGAUUGAUGGGCUUGAUAGAGCUGUCCUGACAAUGAAGAAGGGUGAGGUAGCACUCCUGACCAUUGCACCAGAGUAUGCAUUUGGUUCUUCAGAGUCCCCACAGGAGUUGGCUGUGGUACCUCCUAAUUCGACAGUCUACUAUGAGGUUGAGCUCGUAUCUUUUGAAAAGGAUAAGGAAUCAUGGGACAUGAAUACCGAAGAAAAGAUUGAAGCUGCUGGUAAGAAGAAGGAAGAAGGGAAUGCACUGUUUAAGGCAGGUAAAUAUGCAAGAGCUUCCAAGAGAUAUGAAAAGGCUGUCAAGUACAUCGAUUAUGAUACUUCCUUUAGUGAAGAGGAGAAAAAACAGUCUAAGGUGUUGAAGGUUGCUUGCAAUCUUAACAAUGCAGCUUGCAAGCUGAAGCUGAAAGAUUAUAAACAGGCUGAAAAGUUGUGUUCCAAGGUGUUGGAAAUCGAGGGUAGAAAUGUGAAGGCCCUGUACAGAAGGGCUCAGGCAUAUAUUCAGCUGGCAGAUUUGGAUUUGGCUGAGCUCGACAUCAAGAAGGCUCUUGAAAUAGACCCCAACAACAGGGAUGUGAAGUUGGAGUACAAGACUUUGAAGGAGAAGAUGAAAGAAUUCAAUAAAAAGGAGGCCAAGUUUUACGGCAACAUGUUUGCCAAAUUGACCAAGUCGGACUCUCCGGAUUCCAAUAAAACAGCAGCUAAAGAUGCUGAACCCAUUAGCGUAGACAGCAAGGCAUAAGGGGACUGCAUCACAUAAUCGGCUCGCAGCUUCCAAUUGUGUCAUUAAGGAGUAAAUUCCUAGCUUUUUUAAAUUGUGUAGGACUACUUGGUCUUGGCGCAAAGAAGUUGUAAUGGAUGGUUUACUAAAACUGGAUUGUUGACAUUGAAUUUUGUAAGUUAAAUAUUUUUCAAUACACCUUA
This is a messenger RNA of Prunus avium (sweet cherry), 2210 nucleotides long. RefSeq names its product rotamase FKBP 1 (gene ROF1). NCBI's taxonomy places the organism in Eukaryota, Viridiplantae, Streptophyta, Magnoliopsida, Rosales, Rosaceae. Gene Ontology annotation, molecular function: protein binding; peptidyl-prolyl cis-trans isomerase activity. The record is from RefSeq and is a predicted model, not a curated record.